Molecule: messenger RNA, 2122 nt
Organism: Dicentrarchus labrax (European seabass)
Lineage: Eukaryota; Metazoa; Chordata; Actinopteri; Moronidae
Exons: 6
Coding region: 189-920 (243 amino acids)
Biological process (GO): fatty acid beta-oxidation
Cellular component (GO): mitochondrion
Molecular function (GO): 2,4-dienoyl-CoA reductase (NADPH) activity
Source: RefSeq, a predicted model, not a curated record
GAGCCUUUUACUGACCCGCGGGCGUGGCUUCUGUGACACUGGUAGAAGGGCGGAACUGUGGCCCCUGAGUUUAAUUUAAAGCAUCCUGGGAUGACCAAGAUCCUCUGCACAAGUCAGCAGCUUCACUUCCAGCGGACUCAGUCGUGUCAUCCUCCAUCCUUCAGCAGGUCUGGGCAGCUGCAGCCAGCAUGUCAAACUCGGACAGGGUUGUGUUAGCUCUAGGAGGAGCGGGGACAGUGGGCUCUGGGAUAGUUAAAGCACUGCUGGACAAAGGUUUCAAAGUUGCAGUGAUCUCCAGGGACAGCAGCCGGCUGGAGAGACUGCGAUCAUUCGUCUCUUCCACCACAAAGGAUAACCUCACCACUAUUGUGGGGAAUGUGGGGUCAGAGGAGGGAGCAGAGCAGGCAAAGCAGGCCCUGCUGAAGGCGGUGGGGAAGGUGACGGACAUCGUCUCCUCUCUGGGCUUCAGCUGGUGGCAGGGGGGACCACCACACACCCAGACUCUCAAAGACCUACACUGGGUAAUUGAGACACUACUCUUCAGCACAUUUGUGUCAUGGAAGGCCUUCUUCCCCUUGGUGAGGGACGACUCCAGCUGCACCUACACCUUCAUAACAGGAGGAGCAGGCGAGAAGCUGCUGAUGCCUGGUACAGGCUUCCUGACAGUAGGAGCUGCCAGCACUCUGGCCUUCUGCCAGGUACUACGAGAGGAGUACCCCGAGGUGCCCUGCAAACUCAACCAGGUGAAGAUCAACACAGGUGUAGGCACUCCAGAGCGCAUGGCACCUGGUUACCUGAACCACCUGGACCUGGGCGAGGCUGUUUCCACCCUUGUGGAGAAACGAAACACCUCCCACACCGUCUUCACCGUCAACUGCCCUGCAGACUUAAAAACUGUCCUUCUGGAGAGGAACCUUUAGACUUGGAAAACCGUCCUCCAGCCCUACCUUGUUGUCACAGGGACACAUCUAUACUUCUUCUGCACCCACUCUUACCGAUCACUGCAGAAACACAUUUACAGUGUCUUUGGUUCAUUUCUUUUCUUCUCCCACAAGUCUGAACCCCAUCCAUGCACAGCUUUAUGUGAGUUGGCUGUUGUUUCAACAAAUACUGUAUAUUCUGCUGCCUAUUCUCUGAUUGUUAGCAACUGUAUACCCUGCAUGUGCUGUUGUGUGAUAUGCCUGUAAAAAACACAGAGGAUUUGUAAUACUCACCUUCUCAUUGUUGCCUACUUCUGUACAAAUAUUAUCACACAGUUAUGUUCUGUCUUCAUCGUUGGAAGACCUGAUAUCUAAUAUAACACCACCGUUGUCCAUGGAUCUGCUAAAUAUAGUUGGUAUAAAGCUAAACCUCUUAAGGCCAAACCAUUGGACUGAGCAAGAAAAGACAACUUCAUAAGGUACCUUUAACAUCUUGACCUAAAGUUUAAAAGUACAUCAUGGUUGAAGAGUAGAGGUACUACAGCUCUUACCUUUGACCAACGAGUUGAGAUAUUUAGGACCUGAUAGGGAAUGUUAUAUACCAAUCAGCCAUAACAUUCUGCCCACUGACAUGUGAAUCUGGUUAUCAUGGCACCUGUCAGUGGGUGGGAUAUAUUAGGCAGCAAGUGAACAUUUUGCGUGAGGAUAGGAGCGACUUUGACAAGGGCCACAUUGUGAUGGCUAGAUGACUGGGUCAGAGCAUCUCCAAACCUGCAGCUCUUGUGGGGUGUUCCCAGUCUCCAGUGGUCAGUACCUCAAAAGUUCUCCAAGAAAGGUAAAGCGGUGAACCGGAGACAAGGUCCAGGCUCAUUGAUGUACGUGGGGAGUGAAGGCUGGCCCGUGUGGUCCGAUCCAACAGACGAGCUACUGUAGCUCAAACUGCUGAAACAGUUAAUGCUGGUUCUGAUAGCAAGGUGUCAGAACACACAGUGCAUCAGUUUGUUGUUAUGGGGCUGCAUAACAUUCUGACCACUUGGGUCAGAAUGUUAACCAAGUUUGCUUGGUAGGAUUAUGAAAAUGUCAAAGCCUUACUGAUUAUGGACACAAAGGUUACACAGCAUGGUUUGGCCCAUUUUGCCCUCUUUGUAGAUUAAGUCAAAAUUUGUUUUUCUUUCAAAUACCAAUAAAUAAGAUAUGUUCUA